AUGCAUUAUGUUAGUGACGAAUUAUGUAAAUUAGGACAACCAACACUUUAUCCAACUGCUGAAGUAGAAGAAUUAGAAAAUUAUUUUAAUGAAAUACUUGGCGUACACGUACGUCGCUAUGGUUAUUGGUUGAUGUUUCAAUCAGAUGGUAUGGAGAAUGAAUUACGAAACUGCUGGUUACGAGAUACAGUGGGAUUCGAAAAAUGGAUUCAACAACAUUUUUUUGGUCCAAUAAAAGCAUUAGCAACAACAGGAAUGGAUAUUCAUGAGCAAGCUAGUCUGGCUUCAAAAGAACAUAUUGAUCAAGUGUUUGAGAAAGUAAACCAGAAAUUAGAGGAACAUGGUGGAUUAUAUCUUUUUAAAACGACUUAUCCCACAGCAGCCGACUUUACUUUAGCUGCGCUAGCGUAUCCGAUGAUCUUCCCUUCACAAUGUGAUGGUUUGAUUAUUAAGUAUGAUCCAAAUAUUAUGAGUCGUCAAAUGUACGAACAAGUUACGACUUAUCGUGAACAACGAGCAGGAAAACUCGUAUUACGAAUGUAUGAACAACACAGAAUUGUUGAUCGAAUCCAGCCAAAUCAUGCAUAA
Rotaria sp. Silwood1 is the source of this 588-nucleotide messenger RNA. The record is from the annotation of a GenBank genome assembly. NCBI's taxonomy places the organism in Eukaryota, Metazoa, Rotifera, Eurotatoria, Philodinida, Philodinidae.